Solenopsis invicta (red fire ant) is the source of this 7188-nucleotide messenger RNA. RefSeq names its product dolichol kinase (gene Dolk). Gene Ontology annotation, biological process: dolichyl monophosphate biosynthetic process. The record is from RefSeq and is a predicted model, not a curated record. Bases 129 to 2345 code for a protein of 738 amino acids. Gene Ontology annotation, cellular component: endoplasmic reticulum membrane. The transcript has 7 exons. Gene Ontology annotation, molecular function: dolichol kinase activity; nucleic acid binding. NCBI's taxonomy places the organism in Eukaryota, Metazoa, Arthropoda, Insecta, Hymenoptera, Formicidae.
AAGAAAAAAAAAUGGAAUAAAAUGUAAUAUUGUAAUUCACAAAGGUAUACUACUGUGUUCAAAAAGUAAAGUGAAUUUUUAAUUUAAACUUCGCGCGCUAAUCGAUUUGAGUAAACUGUUUUAUUUUUAUGUUGGUACUACUGUUAGUGACAUCUGUGCCAAAUUUCAUCAUUAAUCAUAUAGUUACGCUUGUGUUUUCUAAACGACUAAAAGUGAUUUUGGCGAUUUUUACAAUGUCUGAUUUUGCUGAGCAAAGAAGUGCUAUUAAAUUUUGUUUGCGGAAUGAAAUUUCGGCUGCGGAAACGUGCAGAAUGUUGCAGAGGGGCUUCGGUGAAUCGACUAUGUCGCAGAAAAAUGUUUAUAAGUGGUACAAAGACUUCAAAGAAGGCAGAGAACGUGCUGAUGACUUGGAACGCUCCGGACCACCAUUAACGUCAACUGAUGAGCAACACGUAAAGAAAAUCAAGGAAUUGGUGCUCGAAAAUCGUCGAUUGACAAUUAGAGACCUUGUCGAUAUGGUUGGCAUUUCAAUUGGAUCAGUUCAAACAAUUUUGAAGGAUCAUUUGGGUCUUAGAAAAGUCAAAUCUCGUUUGGUGCCAAAAACACUCAAUUUCCUCGAAAAAGAGCGUCGCGUUAAAGUUUGUGAAGAGAUGAUUUCUGACUAUCAGGACGUCUACGAACGCAUUAUUAUGGGAGAUGAGACCUGGAUCUAUGCUUAUGAUCCGGAAACAACCGACCAAUCGAGUGAAUAUCGUGCUAAAGGCGAGGCAAGACCAAAAAAAUCGCGCCAAAGUCGCUCAAAAAUCAAGGUUAUGUUGACAGUUUUCUUCGACUAUCGUGAUGUUGUGCAUUAUGAGUUCCUUCCGCCGGGCCAAACUGUCAACAAGGAAUAUUAUUUGAGUGUUAUGCGUCGUGAAGCUAUUUGCGUGAAGCUAUUCGCAAGAAGAGGCCGGAUUUAUGGAAAGACAACUCCUAGUUUUUGCAUCACAAUAAUGCGCCGUCUCACACGACCGAACGCAAGCAGUGGAUUAUGGCUAGGUGUUAUGGUCGGUUUGAGCGCUAUGGUCACGAUAUUAAAAGAAGACAGCAGUUACUCCGAGAUAUGUCUCUUUGUAGGAAUUACGGGCUUUGGUCUUAUUCUCUGUUCUCUAUGCCUUUACGCGCAGCUUUCAACGAAGCAGAUUGUAGCGAAAGACUUUCAUGCCGUCUACUUUGUACCUGCGAUUAUAACAUCUGUGCUGUUUUUACUGGCUGCUAAUAAAGGACUAUUGACGAGUGUUACGUGGGGCUUAACUGUUGCAAGUUUGGGCACAUGGGGUGUGUUACAACUUAUGUCAGCUUUUCCAUGCUGCUUUACAAUGGGAGAAGCAACAGUGAUUACGCACAGUUUUACCUUGUUUUUGAUGUCGGCUGUUACUAAUUUACCCUUACGAUAUCAUUUACCUCCAAUUCAUGACAAUGACAUAAGCACAGUUGUGUUGCAGGUUGUGAUAUUGUAUGCAACAACGAUAUGCUUCCUGUGUGGAUAUUUUCCUGUUCUUCGUAGCACAACAUAUUUUUAUUUAAUGAUAAUUAGCUUAUUGUGUUUUGUAACUCUUCCAACACUUUACAUUAUUCUGGAUCAAAAUCCAAUAAUGUGGAUAAUUUCUUUUUCUUUUGGCAGUCGUGAAAAAAUUGCAAUAUUUAUGUACUGGACAGGAUGCUUUUUACUAAGUAUUUUUAUCGUAAUUUAUCAAAUAUCGUCAAAAUCCCAUGCUACAAAUUUAGUUAGGAAGAAUUUUCAUAUAUUAGCCACAUUUGUAUAUAUACCUGGUAUGAUAUACGAUCUUCCGCUAUUGUAUCUUGCUAGCGGCGUGAUGUUCAUAAUAUUUAUUGCUCUUGAGGUGAUGAGACUUUUGAGAGUUCCACCUUUAGGAGAAAAGUUACAGCAAGGAUUUGUUGUAUUUGUCGAUGAAAAGGAUUGUAUGCUUUCAUUAACAGCUAUAUAUUUGUUAUGUGGUUUAUCGUUACCUCUUUGGAUGCCAACUAAUAAUUUGUCGCUAGUGGUAUUACUCAGCGGCGUGCUGACGGUAGGAAUCGGUGAUACCGCUGCAAGCUUUGUCGGUAACAAAUGGGGCGCACACAAGUGGCUCGACACAGAAAAAACUAUUGAAGGCACCGUCGCAUGCAUAUUUUGUCAAGUUUGCGUAAUAUUCACGCUAUCGUAUUGUGGUUUUAUAAAUGAUUACCAGCUACUUCUGAGAAGCAUCUUGGCGGCUGUCUCAAUAUCGUUGAUCGAGGCACGUACAAAUCAAGUGGAUAAUUUGGCUUUGCCAUUAUUAAUGUAUGUAUGUUUAAUGAUAUAAGUGUGCAUAUCAUUUUUUCCAAUUUGCGAGAAUAACUCUGUUAAAUUAAUUUUUAUGAAAAUUAUUAUAAUAACAAUUGUUGGAGAAAAUAGUUGAAAUUAAAAGUAGUAAUAUCAUUAUAGAGAAUAAGUAUUUUGUAUGAUAAAUAUUAAAAAAACAAAUAGUAUUUCAAAUUUAUUGUACAUAUUUACUUAAAAUAAGAUAUUUACUUUACAUUUUGAUAUGUCAUAGAUAAAUAAGUUUUUUCUACCUUCAAAAUAGCACAUUUUUUAUAGCUAUAUAGAUGUAACUCAUUUUUUUGUACCAAAUCUGUAACUAAUGACAAAUUUAUUUUAAAAUGUAUGAAAAUUGAGUUACAUUUAUAUGUAUAUUUACGAGGUAUACAGAUUUUUAUUUUAGUAUUAUAUAUAUAUAUAUAUAUAUUUUUUUUUUUUUUAAGAUGUCUGAUGAUCUGCUUUACCAAUAAAAAAACCAUUUUAUUAAACAUAUUAUACUUUGUACAGGUUUCACAGAAUUAUAAUCUUUUUAUAUAAUUAGAACAUCUUAAUUUAUAUGGCCCUGAUCUAUCUUUUGCCAAAAAGGAUAAAAUAAAUAAAAAUUAUAAUUUCCUUAUUAACUCUUACUUCAAUAAAGUGAUCAAAGCUGUCAAUUCUUCGAAACAUUUUCUUUGUGAUAAAGUUGUAAGUAAGAAAAGUAUGUAAUUUACAUGCGCAAAAUGAAGGCAGAGCCAGGAAUAAAAUAAAUAAAUUAAUAAUGUUGAAUUGUUAAAAUUAAGUGUAAAAACUUGAUUUAAGAGGCUGCUAAACCAAAGGGAAUUACAUGUUACAGUUUAUUUUAAUUUUUGAAUUGGUUUGACAAAUUACAAAAUUCUUUGGUAGAAUGAAUGUAUGUUCCAAAAAAGUACGAUACAAGCGAUUUUACGAGAAAAUCGACAAAAAAAUUAAAAAUUCAUUUAUUUUUGGCUCAUGGAUCUAUCACUCAAGGUUAAAUUUUGUCAUUUACUGACGUUCUGUAGCUCGUAUGUAUGAAAUGAGACCGUUCCGCAGUGCAGAAAACUAAGGAACAACACUGACUGUGUGCCAUUUCUAUUAAAAGCCUAACAAAAAAGUUGCGUUUCUGAACAGCUGUGCAUGUACAAAUUUCACUUAGCGCCCUUAAACAAUGACAAGCAGAGCAGUGAUUAUAUGCAACAGUAAGAUCUGAUAGAUCUUUUCACAGUUGGCGCACUACAAUUGAAGAAUAAAGACAGAUAAAUGCGUUGGACGAAGAGCGCUAGCUCUUGGUCGCUUGAUGUUAUCGUUAUUAUUCCCUUUAUCCUCUGCCCUGAAAAAUAAUCUGCCGUAUCGAUUUCGAGGAAGUUCAGCUUUAGGUUUAGCAUUCUCUUAAAAGAAUUGAACAUUUGACAAAUUAUGUAAAUGUACGUGAUCUCGAUAUAGUAGUAUGUAAGAAUCUGUUGAUGUUUGUAUAUAGUAUCGUAUUAUAUAUUGUAAAUCGUAUGUGUUAAGUUGCAUAUGUAUAAAUUUAAUCGGUAAAACUGAUAAUGCCAGCAUCGCAUUAAGAAAUAGAAAAUAGAAAAAAAUUAUUAUUUAUUGAUGACAUAUCAAAAUGUAAAGUAAAGAUCUUAUUUUAGUAGAUUAUUUAAAUUAUACAAAGUGUCCAAAAUAUGUGGAAACCCCUUAAGAGGAUGCUAAACUAAUGGGAAUUACCGAAAUAUUACUGUUUAUUUUAAUCUUUGAAUUGGCUUGACAAUCACAAAAUCUUUUUGAAGAAAGAAUGAAAGUACGCACCACAAAAUAGUGGAAUAAGAGCAAUUUACGAAAAAAGUCGACAAAAAAAUUUUUAAAUUCUUAUAUUUUUCGUGGAUCUGUUACUCGAAGUUAACUUUUAUCGUUUACUGGCGACAUCAACACUGUGCCAUUCUAAUCAAAAGCCUAAAGCUGAAUGUACAAUGAAAAGUACAGGCAAUAGGAACAAGGAAUAACACAGGUAAUAGAUUUCGCAAUUUCUGAUUGAUUCGCAGAUAUUUCUUGCGGCUUCUGAUUGGUUGAAAUCUAUUGCCCGUUGUCAGCUUAACAGAAAAAGUUUCGUUUUUGGACAGCUGUACGUGUACAAAUUUUGCUUAGUGGACGUAAACGACAAGCAGAGCAGUGAUUGUCUGCAAUAGUAGUUAAUAGGUCUUUUCGCAGAUCGUUACAAUCGAAGAAUAAAGACAGAUAAAUGCGUUGGACAAAGAGUGCUAACUUGGUUGCCUGGUCUUAGCCAUAGAUAUAGGAUCUCUAGACUGAGCGAUCCUCGGAUCCACUCCUCCUUUUGAGGAGUGGGGGUAAGCUUGGGUAGAAAAAGACGGACUGUGUCGAUACGUGUAUCGAGUACUAUUUCAAUAUCAAAUGCUUAAUAUUCUCUUUCAAUCCUCUCUUACUGCAAUAUACGUUUUGUAUGCUUGCGCGAAGGGAGAGAAAACGCACAGUAAUGACACAGUCCAUCUUUUUCUACCCGAGCUUACCCCUACUCCUUGAUGGCUCAUUGUCAAUCUAGAGAUUCUAUGUCUAUGGUGUUAGUGCUAUUCCCCGCGUGCAAAUACGUACGCAAAUUCUCGCUUGAAAAAUGAUCUGCCGUACCAACGUCGAGGAAGUUCAGUUUUAGGUUUGGUAUCUUUUUAAUAUUUUGAAAAGUAAGCAUUUCCGAAAGAAAUUUUUUAAACGAAAGAUUUUUUAAAAUUUUUUUUAAAAAGAUCUACUGAUUCUAUUAGUUUGAUCUUAAGUCCCCUAGGUUAAGUCAAGAUCAAAACAAUUUUUUUAAAUAGAAAGUCCUAUUUUUGAUUCCAGAAUAAUCUAAUAGUUGAUUUCAAGAGCUUUUCAAAACACUAUAAAGAAGAUAUUUUUUGUUAAGUACUUUCCGAGUUAUAAGGCUUGAAAGUUAUAGUUACUGCAACUUUUAAGUCUCACAGUUCAGAAAGUAUUAAAUAAAAAAUAACUUUAUUAUAUUGUUUUGAAAAGCUUUCGAGAUUGAUUGUAACAAAAAGGCAAUAAAAGAUAUAGGGUAUUGGGAAAGUAUCGGUACCCCUUAAUAUUUUGAAAAUUAAGCUUUUCCGAAAGAAAUGUUUUAUACAAAAGUUAUAGGAUGUGUUUGAAGUGAUGCGUAGACAAAAAUAUUUUUGUGACGUCAAGGUUACGUAAAAAUCAUCUUCAAAUUUUCAAGUAGAAAUUCUUGUUUUUUUAUAGCAUUGUCUCAUAAUUGAUCUCGAAAACUUUUUCAAACACUAUAGUGAAGUUAUUUUUCAUUAAGUACUUUCAGUUACAGUGUAACUUUCUAUACUGUAACUUUCAAGUCUCAUAAUUCGGAAAGUAUUUAAUGAAAAAUAACUUUAUUAUUAUGUUUUGAAAAGCUCUUAACAUUAGCUAUUAGAUUCUGAAAUAAAAAAUUGGAUUUUUUAGUAAAAAAAUUGUUAUGACUUUAAUCUGACCUUGGCGAUGCAACUCAAGGUCAAAUUGAUAGAAUCAGUAGAUAAAUAUUUUUAAGUUUUAUAACUUUUGUCUGAAAUAUUUCUUUCAAAAAUGCUUACUUUUUGAAAUAUUAAAAGGUUCUUACACGUUCGAACACCUUGUAUAUAAAUGUUAAAUACGAUUUGUUUUUUGUAUAUUUACAUUACUAUACAAAAUACUUAUUUCAAAUAGUAUUUUUUAUAGAUAUAUCUUUCAAAUAAAUAUUUCUAUUGAAUCUAUUUUAAUUUUUCCCCAGCAGCAGCUCCAUACAUCCAAUCAUUUCAUUAUAUAAUUAUUUGUGAUUUUUAAGGGGAUGCUAAAGUUGUGAGUUUUACCGAACAACGAUUUACACAUACGAUUUACAAUAUAUAUAUGAUUACAAUAUGUAUGAUUCAUGAAACAUUAAUACAUUACUACAUACUAUUACACGUAUGUAGAUGCACAAAUUUUCUCUCUCAAGCACAUUAAUUUAUUUUCAUAAUAAAUAUCUAAGCCAAAAUCUAAGAACACAAACGAAGUUUUAUCAUGUAAUCUAUGUCUUAGAUUAUUUCCAUUCGUACAUAAUUUUUAUGAAGUAAAUAUUAGCACAUGUUGACAGUUGUAGACACUAUAAUUAGGUUAUGAAUAGGUAAAACUAAGGAACUAAAGAUAUGAGUAUUUUUAUGGUCUGCCAUGUUUAGUCCUUUUUGCCCCCUUUCAUCUUCUCACUCCUUGCCUAUAUGCUACCUCCUGACGAUGGCAAGGAGUCAGAAGGGAGGAGGGGGGGGGGGGGAAGGACUAAAAAUGGCGUACCGUGGGAAUACCUAUAUCUUUAGUGUUCUAGUAAAACACAUCUAAAUUUCUUAAUUUUUUUAUUCUUAGCAUAAAGUUGACUGACCCGAGUUACAUUCGUGUUUAUACUUUAAUUAUGGAAAAAGAUUUUUCCGUUGGAAUAUUAACUAGUGACGUCACAUGUCCUAUAUAGCCUCAACAAGGAUACUCCAUACAAUGUUCACGCUAUGCACUCAAUACAAACAGUAUUAAUUCAACUGCCGUGUUAUUAAGUUCUCACGAUAUUUGUGAUUAAAAUGAAUGGUGAGUUGGGAGAUUUUUGCUGAGAGCAACAAAACAUAUGGCAGUAUAUACAAGUUACAAUAGCUUAGCCUUAAAAGAAUUAACUGUUGGUUAAAUUUUCACUAUUUUCCUAAACCGGGAAAAAUAAUGAUUACAGUUGAAAGUGCAUUCAAAAAUUUAGAAAAAUGAGAAUUAGGGAAGAGUGCUAAAAAUGAAAACAAUUGUAAAAUAUGCCGUUUAUAUUUUAAAAGGAGCGAUUUUAAGUUUCCUACAUUAAUUACAAAAUUAUCACUAAUAAAAUUAUACAC